UCAGUCGCUUCCAACAAGCACCUAGUCGGGAGGGAGGACGUUUAUGCUCGAAAACCAAUGUGGAAUUGAAGAGACCACAAAGUCUCUCUCUUUGCUGGGAAUGAUCACUGUCCACACCAUUCAACCACGGCAGUGCAUUCAUACCGUUGAAGACUUGAAGUAAAAACCAUGGACUACUGGAAUAUGCCUUUGAAUAGUCUUGGGGAAUUAACGCUGAAGAGACUGAGCAUAUAUCUGGACAACUGCACGGUGAAAGGAUGGAGGAAACUGGCAGAGAUUGUCGGCACAGAGAGUCGCUUCAAGUGCAGUGAGAAGGAGCUGGAGACAUGCUCGCUGCAGGUCCUAGAUCUGGAUGGAAGUCCGAGCCGACUGUAUCUGCAGUUACUGGCGGAACGCCGCUGCCCAGUCAACCAUCUGCUCAGCUGCCUGGACAAGAUGGGACAUACAGAGGCAUGGCAGUGUGUGGUAUCUAUGGCAACGGACAGCAUACAGAUCGUUGUGGAGCCCAAGUCACAAGAUGUCACCGCUGGGGACAGUGCGUCCCUCUGCUGUCAGGCUGUAGGUCCCCCAGGUCUCGGCUAUCAAUGGUUUCGUGGAAAGUAUGAGGUGACGGGUGGAAUCUUGUCGGAGCUGCUGUUUAAUCCCGUGGAUGGCGCUGAUGGGGACUGGUACGUCUGCAGAGUUCACUGUGGAAGUCAGUACUCGUUUUCCCAAUGGGUUCGUCUCCGUGUUUACAGCAGCCCAACGGCAGCAGGUGAGUUUUGCCGGGUCAAUAUCCUGGUGCAUCCCGUCUCGCUGAGCCUGAAGGAGGGCGACACCAUGGUGCUUCCGUGUUCCGCGGUGGGCAACCCUCCCCCACAGUACCAGUGGUUUUGUAACGACCAGCUCUUGCCCGACGCGAAUAAACCCAACCUUGAGGUUAUUGGAGUCACAACUGUUGACCGGGGGAAGUAUUACUGCCGUGCGUUCAACCUUUAUCAUGAUGUCUGGAGCAGAGCGGUUUCAGUAGAGAUCGGACCCAACACUUCCUUCAAUGACGCAUUCAUCGUGGAGACUGGAGAAGUCUCCAGCCCAGGACCACAGAUGAACGUUGACCAUCACCCUACACAUCUCCAGGCAACGGACAAAGUUGCCCUGCUGAUUGGGAACAUGAAUUACUGCCAUCACAAGCAGCUGAAGGCCCCCAUGGUGGACGUACACGAGCUGACAAACCUCCUCCGUCAGCUCGACUUCAAGGUGGUGUCCUUGCUCGACCUCACCGGCCUGGAGAUGCACACGGCUGUCCACGAGUUCCUGUUGCUGCUGGACAAGGGGGUGUAUGGUUUGCUGUACUAUGCCGGACAUGGAUAUGAAAACUAUGGGAACAGUUUCAUGGUUCCCAUCGACGCUCCGUACUCCUACACCUCUGAGCACUGCCUGUGUGUCCAGAAUAUUCUGCAGUUAAUGCAGGAGAAACAGACGGGACUGAACAUAUUCCUGCUUGACAUGUGUCGCAAAAGGAACAUGCAUGAUGAAAUCAUUCCACAAAUGGAAGCAUUGAGAGUCACAGCAAAUAUCGUUUAUGGCUACGCCACGUGUCCCGAUGCAGAGGCGUAUGAAAUUAGCCAGGGGGAGCUAACGAACGGGAUCUUCAUGAGUUUUCUGAAGAAGCGAUUGCUGGAGGAUGAGAAGGUCACCGUGCUGCUGGAUAAAGUGGCAGAAGAUAUGGGGAGAUGUGAGCUGACGAAGGGGAAGCAGGCACUGGAGAUACGAAGCAGCCUGUCAGAGAGGAGGUCGCUGACGGACAGCAUUCAGCCACCGCAUCGUUACGAUGAGUUUUCAGCCAGAAACCUACAGUGGGCUAAGGCCAAUGUUCUACCAGAGAGCAAGUUCGUCCAGUUCGAAUGUGGAGCCUUGAUUCGCCUGGGAUUUGCGGCAGAGUUUUCCAACAUUAUGAUCAUUUAUGCCAGCAUAGUUCAAACUCCUCAGCACAUAAUUCAAUGUGAAGCCAGACUGACGGACUUUUCGGAGGACCUGGAUGUGAACCUGAAACACACCAACAAGGGGUGUCCUGAGGAGACGGGCAGCGUACUCUUCUCCUUCAACAGCUUCACGUUUCCAGAGCAGUGUCUCUACACCAGGCUCAGUGGUCUGCAGAAGCUGCGGACAGCGCUGAGCUUUUCCAUCUGCCUGCAAUAUCUGUACAAAGGUAUGGAUGAGGCCAUAGAAGAGAAGAAAGUUGUGAGUAUUGGAAAACCUCUUGUCUCUAAACUCAGUUUGCAUGGCCUGGAGCAUCAGAGUGGCCACCUUUCAGUUUAUGGCUCUUUGCAAAGUUCGUCCUGCAAACCUGCCCAGAUGUCGGGGGGCAUUUCGGGCCACACUUCCACCCUGCCGCUCAAGUCCGACAGUUGGAACGGCUCUGAGGGUUCCAGCGGUCAACCCAGAGCAGGGAGUGAGUUCCCCCAUCGAUGUCACAGCAGCCAGGGGCAGCAACAGCAUCACUCAAUGUUGCCAGGAGCUUCAUCUCAGCCCGGUGGAACCCAGCAGGAGAUGACUGCCCAGUUCACCUCUCUGUGGUCAAGAGACUGUGUGGGGUCAUCGGGCACCAGGAGGGACGGUCAGUACAUCGAUGGAGAACUCCACACCGGUGAGCAGCCCAAACACUUCCACAGGUAUUAGCCUGAGCAGGGCCACGCUGUGGAUGCAAGGAUAAAGUCUCACGUUGUAAGAUAUGCGCAAGGUGAGAUUCUGUUUCCCAGGUGUACUUCAUCCUCCCUAACCCUUCACCUGUUGAAGCACCGCACUCUCUCACUUCCCACGCCUUCGUUAGAAUCUGUCAACCAUCCGACAUAUUGUUUCAGAAGGAACUGCAGAUGCUGGAAAAUCGAAGGUAGACAAAAGUGCUGGAGAAACUCAGCG
Molecule: messenger RNA, 2898 nt
Organism: Amblyraja radiata (thorny skate)
Lineage: Eukaryota; Metazoa; Chordata; Chondrichthyes; Rajiformes; Rajidae
Gene: malt2
Product: MALT paracaspase 2
Exons: 17
Coding region: 169-2658 (829 amino acids)
Biological process (GO): proteolysis
Molecular function (GO): cysteine-type endopeptidase activity
Source: RefSeq, a predicted model, not a curated record